Molecule: messenger RNA, 1743 nt
Organism: Rhinocladiella mackenziei CBS 650.93
Lineage: Eukaryota; Fungi; Ascomycota; Eurotiomycetes; Chaetothyriales; Herpotrichiellaceae
Exons: 3
Coding region: 1-1743 (580 amino acids)
Molecular function (GO): NADP binding; flavin adenine dinucleotide binding; N,N-dimethylaniline monooxygenase activity
Source: RefSeq, a predicted model, not a curated record
AUGGUGAUGUACGAGGUACUUGGCUGGAGAGCCGGUACCCCGGUUGUGCCUGUGAUGUCCCUAGUCACAUCUACCAAUUCAGCUUCUGUCCCAAUCCAUACUAGUCAAAAUUGGGACCAGUCUGACCAUGAGCUUCACCGUUAUGCCGCUUCCAGCGAGAUACAGUCUUACCUAAAAGCUGUCGCUUUGCAUUACCGACUUGACCGGUUCAUCACAUUCCAUAACCGGGUUGUAAAUGCCAGGUGGAACGGAGAUUGCUUUCGAUGGACCGUGACGAUUGAAGGAGGACUGGAACAUGAGAGCGAGAUUCUGGUCAAUGCAAGCGGAAUACUCAACAAUCCAAAACUCCCAGAUUUGAAUGGUCUCGACGGUUUUGAGGGCGACCUAGCUCACACUGCUGCCUGGGAUUCUCGAAUCGAUGUCACGGGAAAACGAGUUGCAAUAGUCGGUGCGGGCGCAAGUGCUAUCCAAGUUCUGCCAGCAUUGCAACCACAAGCCUCCCACAUCGAUAUCUACAUUCGCACGCCCUCUUGGAUUACGCCCCCAGCCGGUGCGAGCUUCAACAACGAGCACAAUCAUACCUAUACCGAAGAGGAAAAAGCGAAAUUCGCCGACGAUGCGGACUAUUCACUCAGCACACGAAAAGAGAUGGAAGCAUCAUUUAAUGCGAUGCACGGAGCAUUUGUGAAAAAUAGUGAGAAGCAGCGAGAGAUGCGAUCCCGGAUGGAAAGUCGCAUGAAACAGCUCAUUCACAGCGAAGAAUUACAAACUAAGCUAAUCCCGUCAUUUGAAGCCGGUUGUCGACGACUCAAUCCUGGGGAGAAGUACCUAGAGGCUCUGCAGCAGAACAAUGUUGAUCCUAUCUUUGAAGCCAUCCAGACGGUCACAUCGAACGGUAUUCGAGAUAUUUCCGGGAAUUUCAGGCCCGUGGACACCAUUAUCGCAGCUACGGGCUUCGACACAUCAUUUCGACCUCGUUUUCCUAUUAUCGGAACUGACGGGAACGAUCUUCGAGACCUUUGGAAAGAUGAGCCGGCUUCGUAUUGCGGUCUUGCGGUGUCCGGCUUUCCGAACUAUCUCAUCUUCCUCGGACCUAAUACACCUAUUGCUAACGGAAGCCUAAUGGGCGCCUUGGAAGGCACAGCCGACUUCUUCGUCCGACUGAUUCAAAAAAUGUCAGUUCAGCAAGCAUUAUCAUUUAAUGUCCGACAAGCUGUACAAGACGACUUCAAUCAUCACGCACAGAGGGUGAUGCAGAAUCUAGUCUGGACCGGAAGCUGUCGAUCCUGGUUUAAAAACAGCCGUGGUAGAGUCACUGCCGUAUGGCCCGGGAGUGGGUUGCACUAUCGCGAAUUUCUGCAGUCGGAUCGCUGGGAGGAUUGGGAAUGGAGGUACGACACCAACCGUUUCGCUUAUUGGAACCUCGGAUACUCUCGUAUCGAAACAGAGAUGGACCCAGAUCUGAGCUAUUAUAUCAGACAACAUCCUAACCUGCCUCUAGAAGCACUCCUGCGUGUUCAUAACGAACAAGAUUCGAGAUCUGUGGAACGAGCGGAUUCGCAUACUCAUGGACCUAGCAAGGUGGACAUUGAAUCUGGAAGAUCUUGUAACAUGGAGGAUGGGGAAGGAGACUGUCGAUCUGAUGAAAGCGCUUCCUCCGGUUAUUUCGAUGGAUCGCAGUCUGAGGCGAGCGAUGUGAAGGCAUCUCAAUUAGAUCUUCUUAUCUGGGGCUACCGUGUUUAG